AUGUCGAAAGGUGCUGCGCGUGUUACUUUUGAUGUGAAUUGGGAAUGUGGCUGGUUUCCUGAAUGCAAUGCACCUUGUCAAAGUCCAUGCAAUAAUCCAGACCAUAAACAUAAAAAGUGUGCUGCCUAUGGUCGACAUGAAUUGAAGGAUUGUGUUCAUGGUAAAUGGGGUUUUUAUUACAGUCCAGAUGGUCAAAUUCAAACAUGGGGAGGUAUUCAUCGACACAAUCCAAAUGGAUGUGCUAUGGUAUACUUACUCAUCUACAAUCAAGAUAAACAGCAAAUCCUUUUCGAUUUGAAUAAAAGGACCGAGUAUAAUUUACCAAGCUACCGUCGUCAUAAGUAUAAACCUGAUGAUUUACAUGAAGUCGCCACAAAUUUUUUUUUUGAACUAUUUUCGACCAACAAUAAAAAUGUUUUGCUGCCAUCCGUACUCAAUCGUUUCAUAUUUGCAGAUUCGUCAGUAAUCUAUCCUGUCUGCGUAAACAACGAAUGUGCAUCACAAAUUCUUUUUAAAAACGGACGGAAAUGGUUCGAUCGGCGAGAUGUUGAAAGAGCUAUGGAAUUCAUUACUCUCGAAUGGGAACGGAAACCUGAUAAACAAAGUUAUGGAUAUGUAGUCAAGGAUAGAGGAGCACAACUAGCACGACGGCCAGUGUUUUCAUUAGCAGCACUCGUUCUACGAUGGCUCAUAGUAAAGCAAGAUAAUGAAUCGGUAACGACUUCCAGAGCAACUUCUCCUGUUCCCUCCAUCCCUCCAUCGAUAUCUGAAUCCAUUUUGACUGCUACGUCGGGUUACGCUUCUGCCACUCCAUCUCUCUUUGGUUUUAGUAUUCACGAUGAGCCGGAAGACCAUGUUAAUUUCGAUGAAUUUAUUGGAAGUGAAAUAUCUUUUGAAAUUGUUAAUUUUCUUCCAAAAGAAGAUGAAACAAUCGUUCAUAUAGAUGAAUCAAGUACACAACUAGGUAAGUUAUACUUUAUGAGAUUGAAUAUGAUUGUAUUCGUGUAUGACAUUUUGCUUUCGCUGAUCUUCAUAUACUCUCAUAACAGUUUGUCUAUUGCAGUUAAUCAUUAUAUUUUUCUUAGUGUCCAAUACAACUUUUUCAGUGUCAGAAGUUAAAAAGAAUAUUAUUAUCGUAUGUUAUGGUAUCGAACAUCUCGAUCUAAAAAUCUUUUCAACGUAUGAUAUAAAAACUAUUAAUGAUCCAUUUGAAUUUAUUGCUAACACAUUAUCUAUCAAGGAUAAAUUCAUAUAUUUGAUUAUCUCAACA
Adineta steineri is the source of this 1270-nucleotide messenger RNA. Lineage: Eukaryota; Metazoa; Rotifera; Eurotatoria; Adinetida; Adinetidae. The record is from the annotation of a GenBank genome assembly.